Messenger RNA from Chrysochloris asiatica (Cape golden mole), 342 nucleotides. It is a transcript of the gene FMC1, whose product is annotated as chromosome unknown open reading frame, human C7orf55. Gene Ontology annotation, cellular component: mitochondrion. The coding region runs from base 1 to 342 and encodes 113 amino acids. NCBI's taxonomy places the organism in Eukaryota, Metazoa, Chordata, Mammalia, Afrosoricida, Chrysochloridae. The record is from RefSeq and is a predicted model, not a curated record. The transcript is spliced from 2 exons.
AUGGCGGCCUUGGGGUCCCCGGCUUGCACGUUGCGGGGCCUCCUGAGGGAGCUGCGCUACCUAAGCGCAGCUACCGGCCGACCGUAUCGCGACACCGCGGCCUAUCGGUACCUCACGAAGGCCUUCCGUGCACACCGGGUCACCAGUGAGAAGUUAUGUAGAGCCCAGCACGAGCUUCAUUUCCAAGCUGCCACCUAUCUGUGCCUGCUGCGUAGUGUCCGGCAACAUGUGGCUCUGCAUCAGGAAUUUCACGGCAAGGGGGAGCGCUCAGUGGAGCAGAUUGCUGGCUUGGUUGGUCUCCAGUUGCCCCGUCAGCCUGGAGGGAAGGGCUGGGAGCCCUGA